AUCUUCUUUUUUCAUCCGUCAGUAUUAAUUAAUUGGCUAAUUUUUUCAUCAGUUGCACAGGAAUAUUCCAGGUUUCCAGCAAUUUUUUGAAGAAAAUAAUUCGUAUUCUGUCUCAGUUGACUAAGAUUUGUGGACCAGUUCAAUUACUAUUGAAGCCACACCAUAAGAACAACUCGUUUUAGUUCAACGCUAUUUUAACCAAAGGAAACGCCCGUUGCCAAUCCUGAAAUUUUUAUUGUGAUAAAGGUCACGUAAACCUUCAACAUAGGGUUAUCAGAGACAGCCGUUAUGGACAUCAUGGCUUCGAAUCUACAGCAGCAACGAGCCAUCACAGAGCAGUUGAGACGAGAGGCCUCAAUUCAGCGUGUUCCGGUGACACAAGCAGUGGCGGAAAUUGUCAAGUAUGUAACGGAGCACGAAGCUGAGGACUGUUUGUUGGUUGGAUUCUCCAGCCAGAAGGUCAAUCCUUUCCGGGAGAAGAGCUCUUGCCAGAUUCUGUAAGAUGUACCUGAUCUCUCACCCUGUAAGUAGAACGGUCGACACAGAUGUACCAAUCGAAUAAUUGGACAAAAUAAGCUGGGAAAACAUGACGUCAUCGCCAUCUGCUUCAUUAGAUGUAUUUCGUGUAUUGGUAGGGAGGAACGCAAGCAGCAUUAAAUGAACUAAUAUUUCUCAUAUAUAGAAAUUGUUGUAUCGCGGUAGAAUAUGAACUUAUGUCGUCGAUAAUACGGAAAAAACACCCACCCCUCAACAUAUACAAUCAUUCAACGCGUAGAUAGAAUCUCGCUAGGCUCGAAUGCAACAGUUUGAUCGAUAAAGUAGAUCAUACCAAUCAGAUGGAACUAAAACGAUGCUUUCUAGGAAUUGUACUAUUUAUUGAAUGUUACUAACAAAAUCUACUCCAAUGUAUACAACCGUUCGUCAAUCUUACAGCCGAAUUCUGAAGGUAAAUGUUAAGAAAAGAUGUACUGAUUGUGCGAUGGAGUAAUAAAUCGUAUACUAUUUAUGUGUAGAAAA
Molecule: messenger RNA, 1017 nt
Organism: Toxorhynchites rutilus septentrionalis
Lineage: Eukaryota; Metazoa; Arthropoda; Insecta; Diptera; Culicidae
Gene: Ggamma1
Product: guanine nucleotide-binding protein subunit gamma-1
Exons: 1
Coding region: 289-501 (70 amino acids)
Biological process (GO): G protein-coupled receptor signaling pathway
Cellular component (GO): heterotrimeric G-protein complex
Molecular function (GO): G-protein beta-subunit binding
Source: RefSeq, a predicted model, not a curated record